Molecule: messenger RNA, 537 nt
Organism: Eimeria mitis
Lineage: Eukaryota; Apicomplexa; Conoidasida; Eucoccidiorida; Eimeriidae
Exons: 3
Coding region: 1-537 (178 amino acids)
Source: RefSeq, a predicted model, not a curated record
AUGGCGUUGCAGCAGCAGACAACACUGCAGCAGCAGAACUCACUGCAGCAGCAGAGGUCACUGCAGCAGCAGGAUUCAGCACUGCAGCUGCAGCUGCAGCAGACAGCAGCACAGCUGGAUCGUGCGAUCCCAGACCCCACACUGCAGCCAGACCUCCCCGAGUUCUGCAGCGAAGAAGAAAGACAAAGGGCGCUUAGUGCUGCUGUUGCUGCAGCAGCAGAAGCACUGAAGCAGGAGCAGCAGGAGAGAGCUGAAGAUGAGGCAGCAGCAACAACAGCAGCAACCUGCUGCUUUCUCUGCAGCAACGAAUCAACUGCUCCUUCGCCUGCAUCUUCAUGGGUGGAUGUACACCUGAAAGAGGGGGGAGAAGAAGGAGAAGAGAAACAGCUAAAAGGAGAAUCAAUGACAGAACAACAACAACAAGUUAUGGAUAGUGGUGUUUCAAACGCAAAAGAAAUAGAUCUAUUCGGCCCCCAAGACCUUGACUUUAUAAACCAAGAGCUCAGCGCAGCGCACAAGGAUUUAUAUGCAGCAUAA